ACCCCAGCGGAAGUGGUCCUUGUUAACAUGACGUAUCUCUCCUGAAACGGAAGUGUCUGUUGAGCGGAGUUUAUUUUCCUGCAUAAUAGAAAAUAUUUCUUGAAAUAUGCUGUCUAUAUUCAACUCCAUCCCCACUCACAUGGAUUACAAAGGCCAGAAGUUGGCUGAACAAAUUUUCCAAGGAAUUAUUCUCAUCUCAGCGGUGAUUGGCUUCGUCUGCGGCCUUGUUGUGGAGCAGUUUGGAUGGACGGUGUACAUCGUGCUGGCUGGGUUUGCUGUUUCCUGUGUGUUGACCCUCCCUCCGUGGCCGAUGUACAGAAUGAACCCCCUGUCAUGGCAGCCAGCUUUGCCAGAGAGCAACAGCGAGCCUGGCCAGAAGCCGCAGGAGAGUCUCAAGAAGAAGAAGCAUAAAUAAUCCACCCGUUUCCAGAGUUUUGGCUGCUCACCGUUCAAGUCACACAAACCCUGUGUGUGUGUGUGUGUUUUUUGUUUGUAUCUUGUGAAAGAAACAUUCAUUCACAUUUGUUGUGUCAGUGAACGUUUCCUGAAUCUUCAGUAUUGAAAGCUGCACUGUGGUUGAAAUAGAUGUGGUUCACCGGACGGAACAUCACUGGACCAGACACGUUUAAUAAGAUGUUUAUUAAGGUUCUACCAAAAUACAAAUCGGAGCAGGAU
Synchiropus splendidus (mandarinfish) is the source of this 675-nucleotide messenger RNA. RefSeq names its product signal peptidase complex subunit 1 (gene spcs1). Gene Ontology annotation, cellular component: signal peptidase complex; endoplasmic reticulum membrane. The record is from RefSeq and is a predicted model, not a curated record. The transcript is spliced from 4 exons. Gene Ontology annotation, biological process: protein targeting to ER. The coding region runs from base 107 to 415 and encodes 102 amino acids. NCBI's taxonomy places the organism in Eukaryota, Metazoa, Chordata, Actinopteri, Syngnathiformes, Callionymidae.